This is a messenger RNA of Opisthorchis viverrini, 981 nucleotides long. RefSeq lists its product as hypothetical. Gene Ontology annotation, cellular component: cytoskeleton. The annotation marks the transcript as partial. The transcript is spliced from 7 exons. NCBI's taxonomy places the organism in Eukaryota, Metazoa, Platyhelminthes, Trematoda, Opisthorchiida, Opisthorchiidae. The record is from RefSeq and is a predicted model, not a curated record.
GUCACUCCGCGGUCCCUGAAUUUCCGAGUGAAACAUUAUCCAAGCGAUCCGCUUGCGGAAUUUCGUCAGGAGAAAACCCGCACCCUUUCGGCGCCUAGCUGCCAUGCCACCCGAAGGUUGCACGAGGUCUGGGAUACUGCCAGGUUGCCCAAGCCUAGACAGGGGAAGUCGAGAGGUAGAGGUCAGGUUCGAGCCACGAACUUUCCGGUUAGUAGAUUCGCGUUCCAACCAAUUGAGCCAUCUCGCCCCCAGCCAAGGUAUGAUAUGAGAAGCACUGCCCUUGACGUUCGCAAUCUGGUGGAAUCGAAACAUACCUUCUAUCUCCUUUACCUUCAAUUGCGACGUGACCUUCACAGCGGCCGUUUGAUUGGCCGAAAUACGGAAAUGCAUAUGCUUGCUGCAUGCAUACUUCAAGCCGAAAUAGGAGACUACGAUGUCCUGGUUGAUUAUUUGGGAAGCGAAGGCACACUGGCCGACCUGAAGAUGUUCGCAAACGUUACCCCGAGAACCGAAGCCAAGAUUUGUGAACUACACAAAACACUAAAUCCACUGGCAGUUCUGUAUUUACACACGAAUUUAUCUACUCCCGCCUCCAAUGCGCAGCUAUCUACCCCACUUCCCCAAAUCAUGAGUGAACGAAACUGUGGCAGCUACAACCACUGUACGACAAGUACGCGAAAGCGACUUCACAAAUCCCGUUAUAGAUCUCACUUUUCAAGAGACGCGAAGCAGAUUUAUGAGCAAACAUACUACUCGCAUUCCCCAUCAGUAGCACCCACCAUCAAACCAAGUGGCAACCAAGGUCUAUCGAUGGAAGAGGCUGAGAAUAAAUUUCUGGAGCAUGCAUCGCGCUUUGAAACUUAUGGAAUCGAACCCCUCUAUGUCCAGGUGAGAAAACAUUUAAGGUUUCACCCCGUUGUUUUCAACUUUCAUGUUGUUUGUCGUCAUGGCGACCGACGCCAGGUCGUGGAUACGACAGUU